AUAACUUUAAUUAAAAAAAAGCAAGCUUGGUGUUGAAGAAGAAUCUUGAAUCGAGUUUCUGGGUUUAAAGUUUAAACCUCUAUGCCAUUUGAGGAGUGAGAUGGAGAAUUCAGGCAGUGGCGAAGAAGAAGCGUUAUUGGUGAAAGCUGCAAAAUCCACAGACGAACUUUACCUUCUUCGUGACACUUACUUCCCACAAAACCCUGACGACAGAACCUCCAACUUGCAACAACACUCCGAUCUCAUUCUCACUCUCCUCGAUUCCGUUCCUCCAGAAGAAAGAAAAUCACCCACUCAGCGAGCAAUAUUCGAAUAUCUUCGAGGGAAAGUGUUAGAUGUAUUUCCUGAAUAUAAGAAAGAAGCUGAGGAUCAUCUAUCAAAAGCUGUCAAGUUGAAUCCAUCUCUUGCAGAUGCUUGGUUAUGUUUAGGAAACUGUAUUUGGAAAAAAGGUGAUUUAUCUGCUGCUAAAAACUGCCUCAAUCUUGCAUUGAAUAAGGGUCCUAACAAGAAGAUUCUUUGUCAAUUAUCAAUGCUUAAAAGAAGUAUGUCUCAAAGUGCGGAUAAUCAAGCUGAACUUGUUGAUGAAAGCAUUCAACAUGCCAAGGAAGCAAUUGCUUUGGAUGUCAAAGAUGGGAACUCUUGGUAUAAUCUUGGAAAUGCAUAUGUGACGAGUUUUUUUGUCACUGGAGGUUGGGAUCAUACCAGACUUUCACAUUCUUUAAAAGCAUAUCAAAAUGCUGAGAAAGAUGAAGGGAUCAAGUCCAAUCCGGACUUUUACUUUAAUAGUGCCAUUGCUAACAAAUAUCUAGAGAACUACGAGAGGGCCCUUAGUGGAUUUGAGGCUGCUGCUUCAAAGGAUCCAGGUCUCAACGCUGCAGAUGAGGUUCAGAAAAUUGUCAAUUUACUUGACAAUGUGGACAAUCUGUUGAGGGUACAUGUAAGAGCUAAGCGAAUUGCCGCUUUGGCAGCAUCAUUGGCUGCUGUAAAUUUGAAAUUGCCAUACAGAACAGUUACCAUGGACCUUCUGUCAGAGGGUCUUAAUAGAACUCUAGCGGUAGAUGGGAAGGUGUUAUUCUUUAUCAGGAGUGAGGGUGUUGCUCCCCUAUACUAUUUGCUGUGUGAUUCAAACCAAACUUGCUUUGUUCUCUCAAUUUAUGGUGUACGUCAGGAUGUGAUUAAAGGAGGAGAUCAGCUCACAUUGCUUGAUCCUUGUUUUCGUGACGUUGAUGUGUCCUGGAAGGAAAAGCAUUACCAGUUCAAAUCUAUACGCCUGGAUUUCUAUGAGCAAGUGCUUGUUAAUGGAAAAGCUCUGACUCCUCAGCAAGCUAUUCGUACAUCGAUAUACGCACAACAUAAACCAUGAACAGACCACUGCUAAAUAGAUGAGUUGGUGUUGUAUGUUGUGUCCAUUUAGUUAAUACAUGUAUACAGGUGAAUUUAUUGUCCGACAGUCCAAGUCUGGGUUACAACCGCAGAAUAGAAAAAGAAACUGGAGUGUAAAGUUUCACAUUUGGUUUUCUGGUUUUACCAUCGAGUUUUGCUUUAGGCAUAUAGUUAUGUAAUUUGAACAUCAAAAUAUAGCAUUGUAUGUGACAUGGUAUAUAUUUAUCUCGAUCUCUCUUUGUAUCUUCUACAACUUGUAUGUAUUUCAGAAAUGCUUAUAAAAAUCAAAUGACGCUGUAUUUGACAUCAAAGUUUUGAUGUUAAAAUAUCA
Molecule: messenger RNA, 1714 nt
Organism: Medicago truncatula (barrel medic)
Lineage: Eukaryota; Viridiplantae; Streptophyta; Magnoliopsida; Fabales; Fabaceae
Product: tetratricopeptide repeat protein 5
Exons: 11
Coding region: 101-1363 (420 amino acids)
Molecular function (GO): protein binding
Source: RefSeq, a predicted model, not a curated record